Messenger RNA from Aspergillus campestris IBT 28561, 1584 nucleotides. Its product is annotated as amidase. The record is from RefSeq and is a predicted model, not a curated record. The transcript has 6 exons. NCBI's taxonomy places the organism in Eukaryota, Fungi, Ascomycota, Eurotiomycetes, Eurotiales, Aspergillaceae. The coding region runs from base 1 to 1584 and encodes 527 amino acids.
AUGGCUAUUACAGAGGAUUGGCAAGCGCUAGUAGAUCAAAAGCUCAUUGAUCGCGCCUCACAAAUUCCUCCAGCAUGGAAACUUUCCAGCGACUUGACCGAACUUGUUCGUCCAGACGCUUCAAUUAGUGCCUUUGACUUGUUGCGGAGAACCACUCUUCUCAGCCCAAGAGAACUUGAAAUCACAGAGACAUACAGUGCAGAAAAGCUCGUUGGAUUGCUUGCAACUCGUCAAAUCACCUCGUUGGAAGUGACUACCGCUUUCUGCAAGCGGGCUGCAAUUGCACAGCAGCUGACUAACUGCCUGACCGAGAUAUUCUUCGAGCAGGCAAUAGAGCGAGCCAAGGAACUCGACGAGUACAUCCUGAAGAACGGACGUCCGAUGGGUCCGUUUCACGGCCUUCCGAUAAGUCUGAAGGACACCUUCAUGAUAGAAGGCCAAGCAGCUACACUGGGCUUUAUCUCCUUCCUCAGGAAGCCAACUGCGACCAAAAACUCUUCUCUGGUCGAGAUGCUCCUCGAGGGAGGCGCAGUAUUGUACGUCAAGACAAACGUGCCUCAGACACUUUUCACAUGCGAAUCUUACAAUAGACUCUUCGGUACAACCAUGAACCCGCAUAACCUGAGUCUAACCGCAGGUGGAAGCAGCUCCGGCGAAGGAGCACUAGUAGGUAUCAGGGGAUCUAUCCUAGGAGUUGGGAGUGAUAUCGGUGGCUCGAUACGAGUCCCGUCUCUAUGCAAUGGUAUCUACGGGUUCAAGCCCACUACCAAUCGCGUGCCGUAUGGAGGCCAACAAGAAUUACUCCGAAGAGGGUGGCCGGGGAUUCUCCCUGCUGCUGGGCCACAUGCCCAAUCUGCAUCGGACCUGACGUUUUUUGUUCGAUCGGUUCUUCUUUCCAAGCCAUGGCUGAGGGACUCCACUGCCUUGGCCGUACCAUGGCGAGAGAUCCCGAGGAAGACACGGCUUACCAUCGGGGUCUUCUUGAAUGAUCCGAUGUUUCCGGUUUUCCCUCCAAUCGCCCGGGCGUUGCAGGCUGCGGUAGCUAAGCUGAAGAGUGCUGGGCAUGAGGUUAUUAUUGUGACCGCUCCGCCCCUAAUCACAGGAGUAAACGGAGCGACGCGGUCCCUUAUGCUGGAUACUAAUGACACGAUCUCCAAGUAUCUAGCAGAGUCGGGAGAAGAUCCAGUCGAGUGUGUCCGCCAACUCAAUCCAGCAGCUCUACUCAACCAGGAUGUAUAUUCACUAGACGAUGUGUGGCAAUUCAUCGCCGAGAGAGAGGACUACAGAGAAGACUGGGGCAAGGUAUGGCGGGAAAACCAGCUCGACGUUCUCCUUUGUCCAGCUUCUCGGGGAACAGCCGUACCGCAUGACAAGUACGGGGCUCCUGUAUACACUUUGAUCUGGAAUUUUCUUGAUUUUCCUGCGAGCGUUAUUCCCUACGAACAUGCCAGCAAAGCACUGGAUACGGCGGAAAUGGAUGGAUUUGACGGAGCACCUUGCCAUGUGCAAAUUGUUGGCUGGCAGUUCCAGGACGAGGAAGUUCUUUCUGCGACGGAGACUAUUGCUGAGGUUCUCAACUCAUGA